CCAUCCCUCCAAAGAUGGCAACCCAAAGCUCACACUCACAGCAACUGAUGAGAAGUGAGCGACGGAUGUUCUCAGCAUCGGAUGACAGUGCAAUGAUGAAGCAAAUUCAGUCCACUCAUUCGCCCGAUGGUCGUUUUCUCGAUGUCAAACCCAUUCUCCAAGUCAUUGACAACGUUUUGCGCCAUCUCACUCCUACCAUUGAUCAUCAUGCCCUAAAUGGUGGACAAGGGCACAUGGAUGCCAUUGAUGAUAGCUCCGCAACUAUGGAUAGCAAUGGCAUGCUUGAAGCAUUGGCUUUUCUUGUUCACAAGAUCUCCUGCGAGAUAUCAUGCAAGUGCUCGGGCGGAGGCGACGCUCAUGCGACAACAAUGGUGCUUCUCAACACGCUUUCAAGCUAUUCAUGGGACGCGAAAGUGGUGCUAACGUUAGCCGCUUUCGCCGUGAACUUCGGGGAAUGUUGGCUGGUUCUUCAACUCUGCACUACGAACUCACUCGCCAAAUCCGUGGCGCUACUUAAACAACUACCGGAUAUCUUAGAGUAUUCCCACACACUGAAACCCCAUUUCGAUGCACUUCACAAACUCAUCAAGGCAAUGAUGGAAGUAACCAAGUGCAUCGUCGAGUUCACCGAGUUACCUUCUCAGUACAUAUCCAGCGACGUGCCGCCGCUGUCGAUCGCAGUGGCUCAUAUCCCCACAGCUGCUUACUGGACUAUCCGAAGCGUUGUGGCUUGUGCUGCGCAGAUUACGAGCCUUGUUGGCAUGAGAUAUGAGUUCGUUACAUCGACGUCGGAGGCAUGGGAACUAUCAAGCUUGGCCCAUAAAGUCUGCAGCAUCCAUGAACACCUUCAAAAGAUUUUGCAUCUUUGUCAUCAGCAUAUUGAUGAGAAGAAGCAAACAGAAGCAUAUGAAGGCCUAAAGCACAGUUUCGGAACUCCUCAACUCGACAACUCCAAGAUUCUCCUCAAAAUUUUCUCACUCAGCAAGGAAGAUCCUCACUCUCUCUUGGGUCCGGAUAAGACCAAGGUUCAUAUCGAGGUACUGAGAAGAAAGCAUGUUUUGCUGCUGAUUUCUGAUCUCGAUAUCACCCACGAAGAGAUUCAGGUUCUCGAAUCCCUUUAUAAAUACGACCGAGUUGCUUCUGAGGUUAACUAUGAGAUCGUAUGGCUCCCGAUUGUAGACAGAUCGGCUUGGAAUGAUAGCUAUCAGCAAAAGUUUUUGAGUCUGCAAUCGAUGAUGCCGUGGUAUACUGUGAACCAUCCUUCCAUUAUCGAACCGGCUGUUGUUAAGUACACCAGAGAAGUAUGGAAUUUCGUGAAGAAGCCGAUCGUGGUAACGUUGGAUCCACUAGGGAAAAUGACAUGCCCCAAUGCACUCAACAUGUUGUGGAUAUGGGGAAAUACCGCCUUUCCUUUCACCACCGACAGAGAAGCAAGUCUCUGGAAAGCUGAGGCUUGGACUGUUGAAUUGCUUGUCGAUGGGCUUGAACCAAACUUAUCUAACUGGGUACGACAAGAGAAAGUGAUUUGUUUGUAUGGUGGAGAAGAAAUGGAAUGGAUCGAAAGCUUCACUUCUGCAACAAAAAACGUUGCACAGUUUCUCGGCAUUGGGUUAGAGAUGGUUUAUGUCGGAAAGAACAACGCCAAGGAACGGGUGAAAAAGAUCACGGGUUUAAUCAACGAAAGGCAGCUUAGUCACGCUUGGCAAGAUGCCAAUGUUUGGUUCUUCUGGAAACGAUUGGAAAGCAUGUUGUUCUCGAAAACACAACAAGGCAAGACCAACGAAAUCGAUGUUAUAAAGCAAGAAGUGAUGACCUUACUUGGAUACGACGGCAGCGAACAAGGGUGGGCAGUGUUUUUUUCAGGGACCAAUAUGGUGAGAGCCAAAGGAGACAAAGUUUUAAACGCCAUUCAAAGCUUCGAGCAAUGGGAAGACAUGGCACGAGUAUCGGGUUUCAUCUCGGCAAUCCGUGGGCACUUGGAAGGGAUCGCCGACGAGCAUCACUGCACUCGGCUUAUCCUUCCGGGAAUCAGUGGGGGAAUUGCGGAGACAGUGGUGUGUGCUGAGUGUGGACGUACCAUGGAGAUGUAUUUCAUGUACCGCUGCUGUGAUGAAUGAAAGCCGUUGGAUUAAAAUUGCUUAGAAAAUCAGAAUAAACAAUUACUUUUGGGUUAAUUUUACUUACUUUAUGAUUGGUAUUUGUUGUUGAAGGCUUAGAUUGCUGGUUUGAUGUGUGCUUUUGGCUACUGCCAUACAUUUGUAACAUUUACUUUGCCAAAAUAAUGAAUAUAUUCCAAGUUUGUGUCUCCA
This is a messenger RNA of Gossypium raimondii (Peruvian cotton), 2309 nucleotides long. Its product is annotated as protein SIEVE ELEMENT OCCLUSION B. Lineage: Eukaryota; Viridiplantae; Streptophyta; Magnoliopsida; Malvales; Malvaceae. Bases 15 to 2117 code for a protein of 700 amino acids. Gene Ontology annotation, biological process: phloem development. The record is from RefSeq and is a predicted model, not a curated record. The transcript is spliced from 7 exons.